Messenger RNA from Eupeodes corollae, 4981 nucleotides. It is a transcript of the gene MnM, whose product is annotated as proteoglycan 4. The record is from RefSeq and is a predicted model, not a curated record. Bases 289 to 4722 code for a protein of 1477 amino acids. The transcript has 3 exons. Gene Ontology annotation, molecular function: protein binding. Lineage: Eukaryota; Metazoa; Arthropoda; Insecta; Diptera; Syrphidae.
UGUCUUCAGUGGUGAGUGCGUGCAACGGGAUUACUCAACGUCUGUAUAAAGGAAAAAUAAAAAUGGGUCCAAGUGAUCCCGAAGAAAAUAUUGAAAAUUUUUAGAAAAUUUUAGAGUUUUAGCACUUCUUAUUUUUUUUAAAAAGAAAAAUCAAAUACCAUUCGCGACUUCUCAGCUUUUUCGUUUGUGAUGCAAGAAAAUUCUUAGUGAAAUUGUUUUUUUUUUUUGAGUGUAUUGUUAAGUGAAAAUUGACAAAUCGAAAAGAAUAGAAAAAUAAAAUUAUUUCAAAUGAAGAAAUUUUCUUCUUGGUUCAUGGGAAAUCAACCAGGACGACAGCAGAAACAAACACAAAGUGGAAGACCUAAAAAGAAUGUUCACUGGAAAUCUGCAGAACGACCAUCACCACCGGGACGUCCAAUCCUCAUCCCCCUAUCGGAUCAGCAACCUGAUGUCGUCACAUUAAAAUGGGAACGACCGAAAAUCGACGGAGGCUCACCCAUAACCAGCUACAUCAUCGAACAUCGUCGCAUGGGCUCACCACAUUGGGUCCGUUCAACACCAACACCUGUCACAGGAUGCGAGGUAUCGAUUAGUGGUCUUGAACCUGGUUGGCGUUAUCAAUUCCGUGCGAUUGCUGAAAAUGUCGUUGGCAAAUCAGAUCCAAGUGAACUUUCGGAUCCUUUGACUGUUACACUCCAGCGAAACGCCAUCAGUGUUCCAAGAUUUGCUAGCGAACUCACCGACAUGUCCGUUGUGGAAAAUGAACGCGUCGAGUUUCGAGUAUCGGUUUUGGGACAGCCACAGCCAGAGAUAAGUUGGUUUAAAGAUGGCUACGAAAUCUUCAGUAGUCGACGAACGAAAAUUGUAAACGACAACGACGCCAGUGUAUUGAUUAUUCACCAGGUGGCGCUUACCGAUGAGGGUGAAAUAAAAUGCACGGCGACCAAUCGAGCUGGUCAUGUGGUAACCAAGGCCAAGUUGAUGGUAGAAGCUCCGCCGAAAAUACGAUUGCCACGGAACUAUGAAGACGGCUUGAUUGUCGAGGCUGAUGAAGUUCUACGAUUGAAGGUUGGCAUUGCGGGGCAGCCAGCACCAUCAGUUGUUUGGCUACAUGAAGGUGAGUUCAUAACAAAUGGCGGUCGACAUGAGUUGGUGACAACAGAUAAGAAUUCGUCACUCAAAAUUGACAAUGUGAAACGCAUAGACCGCGGGGAGUACAGUAUCAAGGCAGUGAAUAAGCUCGGGGAAGAUGCGACAUCUUUUCUAGUUACCGUAACGUCGAGGCCUGACACACCAGGAAAAGUGCGCCUCAACACAUCGUAUGGAAAGUCAGUUACACUGUCUUGGACGGCUCCGGAAGAUGACGGAGGGUGCAAGAUCGGAAACUACAUUGUUGAGUACUUCCGUAUAGGCUGGAAUGUCUGGUUGAAAGCUGCAACCACAAGGCAGCUGAGCACAACCUUAAACGACUUGAUUGAAGGCUCCGAAUAUAAAUUCAGAGUGAAAGCCGAGAAUCCGUACGGACUCAGUGACCCGGGAGAAGAAUCAGAUGUACUAUUCGUACCCGAUCCUAAGCGCGGUCUUAAUUCCCCCGAUGGUGAUGAUUCGAGAAAGCCAGUUCCACCUCGACGCAAGACGUUAUCACCUCAAAGAGCAGUACCUGAUGGUGAGGAGCAAAGUGGAGACACAUCUCCAAGACAACCAUCACCAUUGCUAAACCGCAAGACCAAACCUCAAAUCCUGGACAAUGAGGACUUGCAUCGAGAGAUGUCUUACGGAACUAAUCUAACAGAAUCUCGCAGGUCUCCACCGUCUCCAAUAAAGAUGGAUGUUCCUGGUGGAAAUCUAACUAGGCGCAGCCCAAGCCCAAGAGUCCCAGACGGAGAUGAAGAGAUUCAAGUGGCACCAGCACUUCCAAGGAAAGUGAUAUCAAGGCCAACUCUUCCUCCUCUUUCACUACCGUCGUCGGAGCCAUCAAGGCCAAUCUCACCAUCAGUGUUUCCACUCAAACCGGUAACCACAAUGAAUUCGCCAUCAAUAGCUCCAGCUCUUAGUCCCGUUCUUACAUCGGCACUUGCACCAAUACUAAGGUUUGCACCGGCAACACCAACUCUGCCCACUCCGUUACCAACUCCUCCAUCUCCUCGAACUCUAUCACCCUCAACAAAAACUCCUAUGCAAACUAAAGCCACUGAGUCCAGUAACAAAUCACUUCAGAAGCAGGCAAACCCUCAGAAAAUUUUAGAACCUGCAAAGCAACAAGAGGAAAUUUCGAGACAGUCAAAUCCUCAGCAAACUGUUGAACCUAUAAAGAAGCAAGCUGAAUCACCCAAAGAAACUCAAGCACAAUCUCGAGUUCGUAGUGUGAGUCCACCCGGACAAGCAGUACGUCGAACCCCACCUGAGACAGUUCAAGCCCCACUGAAGACAUCCAAGACACCCCCAGAAACUCCACCAGAACUAAAGAAAACAUCUCAGGCUCUACAAAGAAGUGAAGAACCUUCAAAUUUGGAUGUCAAUCAACGUGUUCAACGAUUUUCAGAUCAACCAUUCAGUACAUCCGAGAGAAGAUCAUCGCAAAAUGGAGUCGUAGCUAAUCCAACGAUUGAAAUUAGCGCCCCAGCUAGUGAUCCAGCAGGAAGUGAACCACAUCCACUUUCGGAAACCGAGAAACUCGACGAGGUUCACACGAGCAAUGAAUUUAUGUUGGUGGUCUUCCAAAAAAACAGCAAGGUCAAGGAUACCGAAAAACAAGACUCCUUCGACUUGGACCUGGAAGAAGCACUUCAGCCACCACCAAUCUCAAUAUCUUCACCCGACCUAGCAUCACUUGAGUUUUCAAAUCUUCACACUUUCCCACUGCGACGUUCGGUAAGUUCGACAGAGUUGCUUUACGAACGUGCCAUGGCCCGAUUUUAUGAAGCUGUCGAAAUGGAAGAAGCAGAAAAAGCCAAAAAACUAAAGAUUGCUCAAGAAAAGCUCACUGUUCAACCGACUCAAGUGCGUAAGCGUCUUGGAUCGAUGAGUGAAGCGGAAAGACAAUCAUUUGAGAGGCGCAGCCAAAGGCGUCGUCAAUCGGCUGACAUAGCUGAGAUAGUAAAUAAAUCAAAAUGGGACUCCAGUGACAGCUUGGCUAGUAAAAAAGGCCUAUUGCGUACUCGUGGCAUGCUGAAUCAGAUAAGUCAUGACACCGACGAUGGAAGCGAGUACCUCGAUCAUCCUAGGGCCUUCCAAAAGCAGAUAAGUCAAGAGACCGACGAAGGCAGCGAUUACCAAGAUCAACGACCUCGGCGAAUGCAUAAACAGAUAAGCCAGGAAACCGAUGAGGGCAGUGACUACCACGACCAUGAACGAACUGGUGCCAGCUUCGAUGUCGAAUCAGACUACACAGCAAGCACAGAAUCAGUAUCCGAAGACUCGAUAGAGAAAUUCAAAAGGGAACUCGUUGCUCGCACACGUUCAGCCAGUACCGAAUUGGAGACUUAUCAUCCGAGAAGUAUGUCGGCAGGCGUUUUUACUCCAUAUCGAGCUCCGACGCCUGAACAGUCAGUAGUUGUUCUCAACCGUCCGAUGCCUUUGGCGAGUCCCGAUUUCGUUCCGAAGCCAAUUCUCAAAAGACCUUCCAACGAAAGUGUUGGAACUGAUGAACCAGCUUCACCAACAAGUGUUGUCCCACCCAGUUCUCCACCACCGAUGAGCCCAAAUAUGCCAACAAGCCCCAUCAAUGAAAAACCCGAUAAGUCAAAGGGCUUUAAGUCAUUCUUCAAAUGGGAUAAGAAAACCCCCACAGAAAAGAACACAGAAGCUAAUGCAGAACCACCACCAACAACCAGACCCCAACUCAAGUCUGAAACAAGUGUCGAAACUAAAAGAAGAAUCAAAGAGGAAGAAGAACGUGCCAAACUUGAAGCCGAGAGAAUUUUCCAGGAAGAGGCCAAGGUUGUUGCCGAUCAUUACGGAGAUAUUGUGCGACAAGUUGGCAGCACAAAGAAGUAUAACCCUCCCUUAUAUCUAAACCGUGACGAAUUGAAGAAGGCUGCCGAAAAAGCUGAACGGGAAAGCAACACUGAGAAUUAUAACCCCACUCACGGGAAGUCCCGUUUGUCAUUGAUCGAACGCCAUCAAACUCAGCACGUUACUCAAAGCCCAAGCCGGAUGCAUAUGAAAGACAAGGAGCAACAAAACGCUGAGGAAGUAUUCAGCGAAGAGGAAGCUACUCCCUCAUCGACAUCACAACUCUCACAGCGUUCCGAAAGUCGAGGUCGGAAGAAAAUUGUCAAAGUUAAGAAAAUUAUCAAAAAACGCAUACCAUCAAGCACUCGGUCUAGAGAAGCAUCUUCAACCAGGCCAGCAAACGCUGCGGAAGUUCCACCUGAUGACGCUAGGAGCAGACAAGUUGAACGGCCUAAAAUUACAGCUCCAGAGCCGAUUAAAAAAUCCCUUCCCACAACUUCUACAGAGACCAAACCCACACAACCCCAAACUGCCCUCGUCGCUGUUCCUCAGAAAUCACCCGAUGAACUUUCCCAAGAAGCCGAGGAAAAAGUUCGUUCAGCCUUGAGUUACAUGACAGAUGUGUGUCUGUUCAUUGCCGCUUGUUAUGUCUACUUAUUCAAAGACGCAAGAUUGGUUCUUCCCAUUUUGGCGUUGAUGGUUUACCGACAGUUGGGCGAAGUCAUCCGAAAUAGUAUUCCAGAUUGGAUGAAGAAGAAGAGACAAUGACCACCGUCAAAAUUUUUAUGGAUUUUUGAACUUUCAACUUAAAUGAUACUAUUUGUGUGCGUUAAAUUUAUGAUUUAUGUUCCCAAACACAACAAAGUGAUGUUUUUGUUUUUGUAUUAUUUGACUAUCGGAGGUGUACUUGCAGGAGUUAUUUAAAAAUGUUGGACCAUGUUCUUGCCUUGAAAAUUAUUUAUUAACUUACAAAAAAAAAUAACUUUAAUAAAAUUACUUAUAAAUUUAUACAAAAAAAGGAGGAAAA